AUGCCGAGGGAGAGGAGGGAGAGGGAUGCAAAGGAACGGGACACCAUGAAGGAGGAAAGUGGCACAGAUGUCUCUGUUCGCUCCAGGAAAAGGAAGGCAAAUGUGGCUGUUUUUUUGCAGGAUCCAGAUGAAGAAAUUGCAACACUUGACAGGACUGUGAGAAGCCAGUGCAGCAGUCAGCCUUGGGACGGUAAUUCUGUGUGUGAAAACCCCUGCUCCUUGAUUCCCACACCGGACAAAGAAGAGGAUGAGCCAGCAUACCCAAGUUCCACGUGUGGACCGCAGAGUUUCAUGCCCUCCAGAGCCUCACCACUGCCUAUACUGAACUGGGCAAAUAGAGAUGAGGUCUGGAAAAUUAUGCUAAACAAGGAAAAGACAUACUUAAGGGAUAAGCACUUUAUGCAGCGGCACCCUCUCCUGCAGCCUAAGAUGCGAGCAAUUCUUCUGGAUUGGUUAAUGGAGGUGUGCGAAGUCUAUAAACUUCACAGAGAGACAUUUUACUUGGCACAGGAUUUCUUUGAUCGGUAUAUGGCAACACAACAAAAUAUUGUUAAAACACUUUUACAGCUUAUUGGGAUUUCAUCUUUAUUUAUUGCUGCCAAACUUGAGGAAAUCUAUCCUCCAAAGCUACACCAGUUUGCUUAUGUUACAGAUGGGGCUUGUUCAGGAGAGGAAAUUCUUAGCAUGGAAUUAAUUAUUAUGAAGGCCCUUAAGUGGCACUUAAGUCCCCUGACCAUUGUGUCCUGGCUGAAUGUAUAUAUGCAGGUUGCAUAUCUAAAUGACUUAUAUGAAGUGCUCCUGCCACAGUAUCCCCAGCAAAUCUUCAUACAGAUCGCAGAGCUUUUAGAUCUUUGUGUCCUGGAUGUUGGCUGCUUAGAAUUUCCCUAUGGUGUACUUGCUGCUUCUGCCUUGUAUCAUUUCUCUUCCUCUGAAUUGAUGCAAAAGGUUUCAGGGUAUCAGUGGUGUGAUAUAGAGAAGUGUGUCAAGUGGAUGGUUCCAUUUGCCAUGGUUAUAAGGGAGACUGGGAGCUCAAAACUUAAGCACUUCAGGGGAGUUCCUGCUGAAGAUGCGCACAACAUCCAGACCCACAUAAACAGCUUGGAUUUGCUGGACAAAGCCCAAGCAAAGAAAGCCAUAUUGUCUGAACAAAAUAGGAUUUCUCCUCUCCCCACUGGGGUCCUCACUCCCCCACAGAGCAGUAAGAAGCAGAGCAGUGAGCAGGGGACCGCGUGACCACACCAGCAUCCUCCACCAAAGACAGUUGUGCAGAAGUGCCCGCUCCAAGUUCCCUGCUGCAUACUGGGGCGGAGGUGCGCAUUAGCUUUUACAGAUAUUUCAAUGGAAGAGCAUGUCUCUUCUGCAACCGAAGUGUUUCUGUGGAUGGCAUUGGACAGGGACAAGUGUUUUUUAUUGAAUGCUUAGAUUUUUUGAAAUAAGUGGGUCAAGUACACCAGCCACCUCCAGAACACCAAUGAGUGCUCCAGAUGCUGCUAAGGAGGGUGAUACUUGACUUGAUUGACUGUUCACACACGGAACAAAGGCUUGAAGUUGCAGAGUGCCACGUUGCUGUGGGCUCCCCUCGGGUGUGCUGGGUUGUGUCGUAUUGAGGGGAACAGGUGGUUGUGAGCAUUGUGAUGUUGGAGCCCACAACCAGCUGUGCUGGGGGCCUGCCCUUUUCACACUAUCAGUUGACAAUGUACAAUGCCUUUUAUGAACUGUUAUUUUGUACGUGCUGCUAUGUCUAUCCGUUUUUUUAAUAAAGGUAACACUGUCUUUGAGACAGCU
This is a messenger RNA of Odobenus rosmarus divergens (Pacific walrus), 1785 nucleotides long. RefSeq names its product cyclin E1 (gene CCNE1). Gene Ontology annotation, biological process: G1/S transition of mitotic cell cycle; regulation of cyclin-dependent protein serine/threonine kinase activity. Gene Ontology annotation, cellular component: nucleus; cytoplasm; cyclin E1-CDK2 complex. The transcript is spliced from 11 exons. Bases 1 to 1233 code for a protein of 410 amino acids. NCBI's taxonomy places the organism in Eukaryota, Metazoa, Chordata, Mammalia, Carnivora, Odobenidae. The record is from RefSeq and is a predicted model, not a curated record. Gene Ontology annotation, molecular function: cyclin-dependent protein serine/threonine kinase regulator activity.